Molecule: messenger RNA, 1593 nt
Organism: Apiotrichum porosum
Lineage: Eukaryota; Fungi; Basidiomycota; Tremellomycetes; Trichosporonales; Trichosporonaceae
Exons: 5
Coding region: 1-1593 (530 amino acids)
Biological process (GO): transmembrane transport
Cellular component (GO): membrane
Molecular function (GO): transmembrane transporter activity
Source: RefSeq, a predicted model, not a curated record
AUGUCUCCAACAAUAGAUGACCGGCCAUCACCCCAGUACGAACGACCUGCGAGUCUGCGACGGAUGGAGAGCGUGACGCCGCCCAAGUCGGUGGACGAGUACGACCUGGACGACCUGGGCUCGGCCGCGACCGGGCCCAAGGGUGUGGUCCAUUGCUUCCCCGUCGACGACGAGCCGACCACACCUUCCGACUUGCGAGACUACGUGAUCGACCCCGAGGAAGAGAGAAAACUGGUGCGCAAGCUGGACUGGCACAUUAUUCCCGUUGUGGUGGUGGCAUACGUGUUCGCGUUCUUGGACCGGGCACAGAUUGGCAACGCCGCUGUCGGGGGUAUGACCGCCGACCUCAACUUUCCUCCCAACGGGCUAUCAGUGGCAACGAGCGUGUUUUACGCAACCUACGUCGUGUUCGAAACCCCGUCCACUGUCCUGCUCCGCACGCUCCGCCCCAGUCGCCUGAUGCCCAUUCUGACCGUCACAUGGGGGGUCAUCACCAUCGGCAACGGCUUUGCGCGCAACUACGAGACGGUCAUCGCGUGCCGCGUGCUCUUGGGCGUGACCGAGGCGGCCCUCUCACCAUGCUCCGUGCUGUACAUGACGUCGUUCUACCGGCGGAGCGAGCUCGGCCUCCGCCUGUGCUACAUGUACCUGUCUGUCGCCGGGUCGGGCACCGUCGGCGGUCUGCUGGCCGCCGGCCUGCUCAAGAUGGAACACCUGCACAUGUCCAUCCGCGGCUGGCGGUGGCUGUACAUCAUCGAGGGCUCCGUUACCGUCCUCUGGUCCGUGGCCGUGUAUCUGCUCGUCGCCGACGACCACCGCACGGCCCGAUACUUGACCGACCGGGAAAAGUUUCUCAUGCGCGUCCGUGAAGCCAAGGAGGGCGGGUAUGCCCAGGACGAAGGGUUCUCCUGGGUCGAGAUCCGCAAGGCGCUCGUCGACCCCGUUAUCUGGCUCUCGGCGUUUGUGCAGCUGGGCAUCGACACGUGUCUCUAUGGGUUUGCGACGUUUCUCGUCGUCAUUGUCAACGAGUUUGGAUUCAAGGUCGUCGUCUCACAGCUCCUCACCGCGCCUGUCAACUUUUGGGGUGGCGUCACCUACUUGUGUGCCAUGGUCGUCUCAUUACGGUAUCGUAACAUGCGCUACAAGCUCAUGAUCACGCUCGCCGUCCCCACAGCUAUCGGCUAUGCCGUCCUCUUGGCAGACAUCGAGUCGGUGGCGGGUCGCCUCGUCGCCUGCUUCUUGGUCAGCACAGGCCUGUAUAUCGCGGUCGGGCUCCACAUCACCUGGCUCGGUCUGAACAUUGCCGGUUUCCGGAAACGUUCCACGAGCGUCGGCAUCCAGCAGUCGGUCGGCAACAUUGGAGGCGUCAUUGCAGGCCAAAUCUUCCGCACACGCGACGCUCCCCAUUACCAGCUGGGCCACGGCGUCUCGCUCGGCAUGUGGCUGCUGGCUAUGAUCGGCAUGUCUGUGGAAUACUUUAUCUGGCGGCGCCGUAAUGCGCGGCGGGCAGCCUUGGGGGAAGAGGAAAAGGCCGCAAUUGACGCAAAGGGGGUCACGGGCGACCACCACUACUUGUACCGCUACGCACUCUGA